AAGCGUAAUGAUAAAAUGGAGUCUUAUAUCUGUGAGCAGUUUGUACACAAAAUCUAAUUAGUUUGAUGUAUAUAAUCAGUCUUAGACGUAAAAAUAAGUUACCUAAAAUCGAAUCAAGUAGAAUUACUGCCAUUAAAUAGUUCGGGAAAGUGUGGAAACAGUGUAAAAGUGAAAAUCGGAUUUUGGAUUUGCAGCAGUGCCUGACUGAUACACACAAUAUCAACGGUGUUCAUGAAAUGCUGUAGUGAGAUGAGCAAUAAAUACGAAACGAAGAUAUGUGCCGCCUAAAGCGAUGGACUCAUACGACUUGUUCGGGGAAGAUGGUACUGGAAUGUUGGAAGGCCUACCAGAACUUGGUGGAGCUGCAGGGGGUGGAGGUGCUGGGGGUAGUGGUUUUGACCCGGCACCGGUGACUGGCGCUCCGAGAAAUGCAACUAAUGCCUAUCCUACAGCUCAACAGCAACCUAUUUAUUCACAAGAGACACCACUUCAAAAAUUGGCAACUUUUGGUGGACCUGAUUUCAACCACAUGGACCCGAACGCGCAGAGCAUGUACGCCCAAGGUUAUGGUACUGACAGGCCAAUGGGACCGCCCCCAGGCGCUGCUUAUCAACAUCAAAGGCAGAUGGCAGUAAGGCCGCCUAGUGGAGCUGCAUCUGCGCAAUAUCCGUAUCAGACUGAUAACAUGUACUCUAUGCCUGAUGUACAGGUAAGUGGUAUGAGUGAUACAAGCAAUAUGCAAGCAGCAGCUGCUGCAGGAUGGAGUCACAAUGCUGCGGCGGCAGCGGCCGGUUAUCCUAGUAUGCACAGAUAUAGUCAGAUGAGUCAAUAUAGGCAGCAAUCGAUGUCAGGUUAUCCGCAUCAACAAGAACCCAAACAGCAGUUUCCGUCUGGUCAGCAUCCGAUGAUGCAGCAGCCACAUCAAACCACUUACCAAAUGCAACAACGACAUACACCCCAUUACCCUCAAGCGACAUCUGGGUACCCGACUUCAGCAGCCAGUCAGAGUUAUGCUGGAUAUAUGCACCAACGCUUACCGCAUCAUCAUCAGUAUCCACAGCCACAUCAUCAGAUGGAUAUGGCGGCAGUUUCUCAAUCACAGCAGUAUGCUCAAAUGAGUCAUAAUCAAAAUUUAACCCAUGCAGCACCUUCCACCGGUCAUAUGGGUCAAUCGCCUCACUCUGUAGGUCACACGCCACCCCAGAGCCAUCCUACACCCCAACAGCAAUCUCAACCACCUAACCCCAUGGCACAUCCUAGUAAUAUCGGAUAUAACCAAAGUCACCAAACAAUGCAGUCCAUGCAGAGACCUAUGGAAGUUCCGCCAAGUCAACAGCAAUUUCAACCAAAACAUUCGGCAGGUCCAAUGGGAAACGUUAGCCCUCAAUAUAGAGCACCAUUUCCUCAGUUAUCUCCUCAGAUGUCGCCAAGGUCUCAAAUGUCUCCAAGACCUACACCUACUUCUCAAAUGUCGCCAAGACCAAAUAUGUCACCAGCCAAACCGAAUAUGUCACCUCAUCCGCCGCCUAUGCAACAAAAUACACUGAGUCCUAGACCGACAGUCAGCAUAGCUCCUAAAGUUUCAGCUCCUUCGCCAGCACCUUUGUCUACUUAUUCACAACAAAGUACCUUACAAGCUCUUGAGCAGAUGGUUAUGCCACCUUCUAGCACAAAUUCAUCAGAAUAUCCUUCUUAUCAAUCUAGAAGUUCAUUAGGUCCUCCACCAGGUCCACAAAACCCAUUAAGUCCAGCAAUGAGUAUGAGAAAUCCCAUAAAUGAACCGUGGCCACCGGUUCAGUCACGACAAGUGUCACAUUUGUCUAGUUUAAAUGGUUCAAUGACUAUGAUGGAUCAAAAUCCGAUACCAACAAGUCAGUCAAUUCCUCCUACACAAUCUCUACCACCUUCUGGUAUGCCGAAUACCCAAAUGCCUCCGACACCUAAUAUAAACGUAGGAUUUUCUACUGACGAAUUGAGAAGUGAUAUUAGCAACAGUAGCAGUACAAAUUUAAUGGAAAUGCAAGUGAGGGAGAAGGAAUCUUCAGUUUCACAAAGCGUUCCUGUUAGUACUCACAAUGAAUUUACAUCUGUUCAGUCUCCUACUACAAGUAUACCUGAUAAAAUGCCUAGUAGUACGACAAACACAGAAGCUAUCGUACCGACAUCGAUACCUUCCGUAUCAUCUCAUCCUCCCACUCCAACACCUACAUCUACUACGGAUGAUAAUAUAACAAACACCCAAGACACUAGUCUUCCUUCUAAUAGCGAAUCUGUGAAACAAAUUGACGAAUUAAGUAACACAAGUUCCACAUCUCAGCAGCAAACCCCAAGUCAAAGUAGUAAUAAUAAUUUCACAGAUUUUAAUUGUGUUUCAAGCAUGACGGGGUAUCCUAGUCAACCCGGCACUCCGAAAAGUAACAAGAUGGAUGAUCUAGUACAAUCUAAUGCCUCAAUAUUUAGUCAAGACAACUCCGUAUCUCAAGAAUCUUUACCAGAAUCUAAUAAGUCUGAUCAUAGUUCAAUACGCUCGCCUAGGCUGCAGUCACCUAUCUCAAACAGUCAGAGCUCUAUGCCGUUGCCUUCUAGUGCGCCAAGUAGUCAAAGGGACAACCGUUCAGCGUACAACGUUAAUUACAACGUAUCUACUCCAUCGCCGACUCAAUCACAUUCUCUGGUGCAAAGUACUAACAGGGAACCGUCUAACACGAUUAUUCCGAGUAUACAGUCCAAUCAAAUGAUGACAUCGCAGAUGUUGCCAAAAAUAUCGCAACAUCUCAAUAGUAUUCAAAGUCAAAACCAACAACUUUCUCCACAGAAUCAGCCUGUAAUUAUUGAACAAAAUCUUAGCAAUAAUAACAGCUUGUCUAGUCCGCCUCCUGUCAAUGUUUCUACUCAAAAUAUAGUUUCUAAUCCACCCAAUGUACAGACUCUAAGUAUUUUACAACAAAGUAUUUCCACCUCAAACAACCUACCCAGCAUGGUUGCUAUAGAAAGUCCCAUCUCAGUGCAAAAUACACUGAAUGUUUCAGAGAGUGAUAAUACCACUACUCAAACUAUGCCUAGUAUACAAAGUCAACCUAAUGUACCCGCCCAGCCAAGUAUAUUGAAUAAACCAAGUAUUCCGAAUGUACCAACCAUACCAACACAAUCGAGCAUAUUAAACCAACCAAAUAUAUCGAAUCAGUCAAACAUGCCCAGUAUUUUAAAUCAAAAUGCGCCUAGUGUGGUAUCUCAAGUUAAUACGCCUGUGUCUAAUCAGAACACAUUGCUUGGACCACAGAAUAUCACUACUCAACCGUCUCCACAGAUCACUAUGCCAGUUCAAAACAACGUAAAUCCCUUAAAUAAUCCGAAUAAUUUAGUAACUCCGCCAAUUAUUAGCAACCAAACGAGUAUGCAAGGUAUACAAUCUCCACCGCCAGCUCAACCGACUAUUCCAAUAGUUUCUGGUUCUCAAGGUAUCCAGACACCUCCACCGAUGCCCCAACACGGUCAAAUAUCUCACCAAUUACCAACUACUAAUAUGCCAUCCCACGGCAAUAUUCCAAACAUACCUCCUGCAAGUAAGCCGGGGUUGUUCGAUCAGGGCAAUCAGAUGAUGAGUCCAAAUGGGAUUCCGAUCGGUCCGAAUAGGAACAUGCCUCCUAGAAUGACACCACACGGAAUGCAACUGACCCAUCCUGGAAUGCCUAUGGGUAUGGCCGGGCAUCCUGGAAUGAUGGGAAAUAUGGAUAGUAUAUUAGUUGGACCAGGAAUGCCUGGCUAUCAGACGCCAAUCAGUCAUCACCAAGAACGAGCCGCUUUGCAACAACAGCUACAAGAAAUGUACUGUAUGCCUCCAGGGGCUGAACACCAAGAAAAAAUUACUUUCCUUCAAGAGAGACUUAAUCUCUUAAGCCAACACGAGGCAAAUGACCAGUGUAAUGGUGGUGCUCAGUGUAUUCUUCAAAGUCCAAUAUUCAAUUCGCAAAUGAUUGACAGUCCUCAAGUAUCAAGUACAACAGGUAGAGGACGAGGUAAAGGACCCCCAAAGCCGAGAAAACCUCGUGUUAAAAAGGGAGAUAAACUUAUAGAACCAAAUCAAGUUGUUACUCCAGUUAACACUGUAAUGCCUAUGAUAACGCAGUCACCUCAACAAUUACCAGUGUCGGAAGAUUUUGUGACACCUGGAGCUGGUCUGAGUAUACCUUCUAAUGAAAUGUCAGAAUUUACAGACAUCGGAACAGAUACUGAUACUGAAAAGAAAAAGAAGGGAAGAAAGCCGCGAAUUCCGAAGCCCAAAGAACUGAAAGAAGGGAAAGAACUCAAGGCACCAAAAUCGCCAAAAGAACCCAAAGUUCCAAAAGAAAGGAAAAAGAGGGAACCAAAGGAUCCAAAGGAACCUCGGGUUAAACGAAAAUACGUCCGGAAAAAGAAACCCGGCGAGUCCGAGGAAAGUGCUACUGAUGAAUCGUUUAAUAAAUCUUCAGAAAGCCUUGAAGAGGUAUCGGCAUCUACUCCUUGCCAGACUUUAAAAACAUCCGAAGCUGAAGCCGAAGCUGUCGUACCUUUUGAAGCGAAAAUAGAUGAUCCAGAUUCACAAGCUUUACCCGAAAGUUCUGUUCCGUCAGAUACAACGACUACCGAUAAACCUGAAGAAAUGCAGGCUGAUUCUCAAACUCCAGCUGAGGGCAGUAUUUCAAAUGAAAAUGACGAUAAAAAAGACGAAUAUAAUUUCGAUGACGAACCGAGUCCAGAAAUUGUUGAAUUGCCAAAAAGAACCAAAAAACCUAGACCUCAAGCGUCAAAAUCAAAACCAGUUUCCAAUAAACGACCUAAACGAAGUGCUGGAUCAGGUCGUAAACGUAGAGGUACAAUUGUCCCUGAAUCUGAUGGAGAAAAUGAGGAUAUGAUCUCAACUCCUCCACCAUCACCACCAGACGAUGGUGAGAGUUCUUCUAAGCGUAGAUCUGCAAGAAACACUCAACGUAAAAAGUACAUAGACGAUGUAAUGUUAAGAUUUUCUGAUGAUGACGCACCUCCUACUCCUACGAGAAGCCGAAAAGCUCCAGUACCUGCUACACCUCCAAUAGCUACGACCCCAGCGGCGGCUGUAGCAGCUGUGGCUGUAGCUGCAGCUGCGGAAACUCCGCCGCCACCUACUCCGACUAAUGAGGACGGUACUCCAUCUACUGGCAAUACUGAUUCUAAAAACCAAAUGAAUUAUGUGUAUGUUAAUCCUACUGAAGAAGACUCUAUGGUUGUCCAGUACGUGUUAAGUGCUAGAAUGACUCAACGCAAAAAGAAAAAAGAAGUGCCUGUUGAACAACCUAAAAAGGAGAUUAAAGAAGGUGAGGAAGAUGACGAAGAGAAGAAAGAAAAGGCAGAAUUCUCGGAUGAAGAAGCCGAGCCAAAGCCUAAACCUCCAGAACCGUCUACAAUUGUAAAGGAUGACGAUGAUGACGAGGAAGAAAUGGAGGAAGUUGAAGAAUAUUAUGUUAAAUACAGAAAUUUCUCGUAUUUGCAUUGCGAAUGGAAAACAGAAGAUGAGUUGUUUAAAGGUGACAGAAGAAUCGCGAAUAAAAUUAAGAGAUACAGGCAAAAACAAGCGCAACAGAUGAAUAUAUUUGAAAACCUAGAAGACGAACCAUUUAAUCCUGAUUAUGUAGAGGUUGAUAGGGUCUUGGAUCUUUCAGAACACACAGAUGCUGCAACAGGUGAAAUUGUGAAACAUUAUUUAGUCAAAUGGAGGGCACUGCAGUAUGAAGAUUGUACUUGGGAGUUGGAAGAAGAUGUAGAUCCCAUAAAAAUUCAGCAGUAUGAAAAGUUCAGUAAGAUACCGCCUAAAGAUACUUGGAAAAUUAAAAAGAGACCUUCUCCAGAGCAGUGGACCAAGUUAGAAAAAUCUCCUAUUUAUAAAAGUGGAAACAGUUUAAGAGAGUAUCAAUUGGAAGGACUUAACUGGCUUCUGUUCUCUUGGUUUAAUAGUAGAAACUCUAUACUAGCAGAUGAGAUGGGUUUGGGCAAGACCAUACAAAGUUUGACGUUUUUGCACUCGGUGUGGGAAUGGGGCGUUAGAGGUCCAUUCUUAGUAAUUGCUCCGCUUUCUACUAUCCCGAAUUGGCAAAGGGAAAUCGAGAGUUGGACUGACUUGAACGUAAUCGUAUAUCACGGUUCAGCAACGAGUAGAAAUAUGCUACAAGAAUAUGAAAUGUAUUAUAAAAACGAAAAGGGACAAUUUAUCAAAGAUAUUACUAAAUUUAACAUCCUUAUUACGACUUUUGAAAUUAUCGUUACUGAUUUUGCCGAUUUGAAAGGUUUUAAUUGGAGAAUAUGUGUCAUUGACGAAGCCCACAGGCUGAAAAAUCGAAAUUGUAAGCUACUAGAAGGACUAAGACAGUUAACUUUGGAACAUAGAGUGCUGCUGUCCGGUACACCUUUACAAAACAACGUAAACGAAUUGUUUUCAUUGUUGAACUUCCUGGAACCAACUCAGUUCAGCAAUAAUGAAACUUUCGUCCAAGAAUUUGGCCAACUAAAAAGCGAACAAGAAGUUCAAAAGUUGCAGUGCCUUCUUAAACCGAUGAUGUUGAGACGAUUAAAAGAGGAUGUAGAAAAAUCUCUCGCUCCUAAAGAAGAAACUGUUGUAGAAGUAGAACUAACGAAUAUCCAGAAGAAAUAUUAUCGAGGUAUAUUGGAAAGGAACUUUUCGUUUUUAUCCAAAGGCACUACGCAUGCUAAUAUACCAAAUUUAAUGAACACAAUGAUGGAAUUGAGGAAAUGUUGUAUUCAUCCAUAUUUGUUGAAUGGAGCCGAAGAACAGAUCCAAUAUGAUUACAAAAAUCAACAUGGCGAAGAUACUGAUGCAUAUUAUAAAGCACUCAUACAAUCUAGUGGUAAAAUGGUAUUGAUAGAUAAGUUGUUACCGAAGCUAAAGGCAAACGGGCAUAGAGUUUUGAUCUUCAGUCAAAUGGUUAAAUGUCUAGAUAUAUUGGAGGACUAUCUAAUGUUCAAAAAGUAUCCGUUUGAACGAAUAGACGGUAGAAUUAGAGGCAACUUGAGACAAGCUGCUAUUGAUCGAUUUUCACGACCAGAUUCUGAUCGAUUCGUGUUUCUUUUGUGUACUAAAGCCGGUGGACUUGGUAUUAAUUUAACUGCGGCAGAUACUGUUAUAAUUUACGACAGCGACUGGAAUCCCCAGAACGAUUUGCAAGCUCAAGCCAGAUGCCAUCGUAUCGGUCAACAAAAGAUGGUAAAAAUCUACAGGCUCUUGUGUAGAAAUACGUACGAAAGAGAAAUGUUUGACAAGGCUUCGUUGAAGUUGGGACUAGAUAAAGCUAUUCUGCAAAGUAUGAAUACGUCACAAGGCGGCAAAGAUGCUGGUAAUAGGCAGUUAAGUAAAAAAGAAAUCGAAGAUUUGUUAAAAAAAGGUGCGUACGGUGCCUUGCUUGACGAAGAUGAUGGUGACAAAUUCUGCGAGGAAGACAUCGAUGUUAUUUUGGCUAGAAGAACACAAGUAAUCACGAUGGAAUCUGAGAAGGGUUCGACGUUCUCUAAAGCAAGUUUUGCCUCUAGCGCCAAUAGAUCUGAUAUAGCUAUAGACGAUCCAGAUUUUUGGAACAAAUGGGCCAAAAAAGCGGAGAUAGACACGACAGAAAAAGACGAAAAUGAAGACCUAGUUAUAUCCGAACCCAGACGAAGAACUCAGAUAAAACGAUAUGGCCACGAUGAAAGUGCUAUUGAUAUGUCUGAAUUGGAAAGUUCGUCUGACUCAGAUCCCGAAAAUGAAGGCCUUGGUAUAGGUUUGAGAACAAAGAAGAAACUGAGAAAGAGAAAAUACAGACCAGACGAUUAUAUUCCAAGAGAAGGAGAACCCAGAGGAGACAUUGUGUACGGCAGUUGGGCUAGGAGAGAAUGCUUCAUGGUAGAAAGAGGUCUGCUUACUUUUGGAUGGGGAAGAUGGCAGGAGAUCCUGAUGCAUUCCCAAUUGAGGAAGGGCUGGAAGGAAUCAGAUAUCGAGGACUGUGCUCGAGUAAUCCUGUUGUAUUGCUUGCGAUUCUAUCGAGGAGACGAAAAAAUUCGUAGCUUCAUUUGGGAUUUGAUAGCCCCAUCGGAAAACGGUGAACAAAAAAUUUCCAAAAACCACCACGGCUUGAAAGAUCCAGUGCCCAGGGGAAUCCGAAACAAGCAUAAAAAGAAGGACAAAGGCAUCUUAACCAAAGACCUUCGCCAUCCUGCUAUAACGGAUCCUAAUCAUUGGAGCAAGCACGAGAAAUAUGAUGGGGAUAUAUUUUUGGAAAGUAAUUAUAAGAAGCAUUUAGGAAGACAUGCGAAUAAAGUACUGCUUCGUGUGAGAAUGCUUUACUACAUAAAGCAUGAAAUAAUCGGAGACCUGGUCCAGCAAAUAGCCGACGGAGUUCAUGCGAGUGCCCUGCCGAUAUAUCCUCCUGUAACGGAGCAAUUACCUAGCGUGUGGUGGGAUGCUGAAUGCGACAAGUCUCUGCUCAUUGGCACUUGGAAGCACGGCUAUGAAAAUUAUACGGAGAUGCGUGCUGACCCUACCUUAUGCUUCCUGUCUCGUUGCGGACCGCCCUCCGACCGUGACCUUCAGAUGGCUACAAAUAACGCGCAACCCCAAACGCCCGCACUCAACGAAGAUGACGCCGAGGAUGACGACACUACAGAAGAAUCCAGCUUCAAAUCAAAAAACAGAGACGCUUCGGAGGCUAACUCUGAAAUUGCGGAGCCAUCUCCUGGUCCUUCGGCUUCAUCCGAAACCCAACCGCUUGAUAGCGAGGAUCGGGUGGGAGAAGAAGGCGAUGAUAAAAAUUGGCCUUCGAUAACUGAUCUCAAUACAAGGUUAAGGAGAGUGAUCACGUCGUACCAAAGAAACUGUCGCAAAGAGGAACAGAAGUUGGCCGCCUCGAAAUCGAAGACCCCCCAGAUAGAUACUGCUCUGUCCUCCCCCUUGGCCGCACUGGCGCAGGUGUCACAGCAGUUCGAUCCAAGAGACGCGGCCGCUCUGGGCCUCCAGGGAUGGGAUCUACAGCAGCUGGCCCUUUAUUUAUUGAUGGAACGACAGGGAAAACAAACCGUUGAUACCAUGCGAGAUCCUAUGAAAGAAAGAGAAAAAUUAACCAUUGGGAAACGUUGGACGAAGAGGGAAGAAGCAGAUUUCUUCCGAGUUGUGUCGUCGUAUGGAGUUAUAUAUUAUAGAAAGAAGAAAUCGUAUGAUUGGAUCAAAUUCAAGCAACUAGCGAAAUUAGAAAAAAAAUCAGACGAAGAACUUACUGAAUAUUACAAACACUUCGUUAUGAUGUGCAAGAAGCAGACAGGCAUGAACAUAGAAGACAGCAACUAUGACAAUACCAUCGAGCAUAUCUCGGAAGAAAAGGCACGGAGGACAUUGGAAAGACUGGAGCUGUUGUCGAGGAUUAGAGAAGAAAUUUUGACCCAUCCCAAACUCGACGAAAGGUUGAGGGUGUGCAUUACUUCGGCUGAUAUGCCUGAAUGGUGGAUUGCCGGCAAACACGACAAAGAUCUCCUGUUGGGGGUCGCCAAACAUGGUUUAGGAAGAACCGACUACUAUCUUCUUAACGAUCCUGAUCUCUCUUUUCACGAAGUUUUGCGCAAAAAGGUCCGUUCUGACAAUACCGACAAUAAGGAAGCCAUAAAAUUAGAAAGUCACGAAGACAUUCUCAAAUUCGACAAAGACGAAAUACUCGUAAAACUAGAAAAAGGGGAAGGAACUCUUAAAAUAGAAAAGGUCGUACCUAAAAAGGAACCAGUGGAAAAAAAACCCGAAGAAGACAGUAAAGUGAAUUUAACUAUAGUUAAGGGUGAAAAAUGUGAGAAAGAAAUAGCGAAAGAACAAGUUAAAGAGGAGGAAACUAAAGAAGUGAAACCGGAGGCAGAGGAAGAGCAAAAAGAAGUUAUUGAGAAAACCGAAACACUCACUGAAGAGAAAAAAGUAGUAGAGAUAAAUGAGUCAACGGAAAAUGAGAAAGAGAAAGAAAAUGAGCCCGAAAGUGAAGAUCUUUCAAAACCGAAAGAAGAGAAGAAAGAAAAUAAAGAGGCACUUAAAAAAUUGGCCGAAGCCGAAGCUGAUUUAUGUUCAAAACAAGCAGCAGAACUGAAAGCUAUGUUUCCUGAUCUGGAAGUAAUUCAACCGCUUUCGAGGUUAUCACAAGUCGACACCUUUGUACUAAGAGAAAAACCAACAGUGGGGGCGUUAGACUUUAGUGAAACAACAGUUGCACAAUUGUUCAAUAACGCCGUUAAGUGGCCUAAAGAAUAUGCUAUUCAGGUCCGGUUGCAACACAUUAUUUACGCCAUAGAAACAAAAGAAUGGCCCGUUACUAAAUCAUUUUCUGCAUACGCUACUGGUAUCGGUAACGAAUUCGAUAUACCAAUCCACGAAUUGCCUAGCGAACCUCCCAAACGAGAAACUUCUACACCAAUGUCUAUCGGAGACACAGAAAUAAUCUCCGUUAGUGCUGCAGACAGAUUCGCUGCCAACAAGAAACGUAAAAGACAUAUAGCCAUCGACGUCGAGACAGAAAGGGCUAAAUUACACGCUCUGUUGAAUAGCAGUCACAUGACGAAUCCGUUACCUGCCAAACAUGGAAUGACUUGGGAUAACGAGGACUCAGAAGAAUCUAGAAGGUCGACUCCGGUACAGCAGACUAACCUACAACCACCCCCUGCUCACCAGCAAGCGUCUAGGGUCAAUAUGAACACGUUGAAGAUGCCGUACGAUCUACAGUACCAUCCUCCAGUGGCUAAAACUAUCGGACAGACUACUGUCAUUCCUGGAACGAGCAGUACCCUUACGCCCAUUGAUUUGAGUUCAAGCAUUCCUAAACCUAUUGAAAAGUCCUCUUCUUCGCUGGAUAUGCAAAAUGAAGUACAAGAUUUCUCCGUUAAAAAAUCAUCGGCGUUGACAUCACAGUCGAAAGCUGGAAAUAAAUUGGAUGAUACAUUGUCUAAGUUGAUGAAAAGGAAAAAUUGUCCUGAACCAGAACCACUGAUCGGCAAGGAAAAGAAACGCAAAAAACUUGACGAAAUCGUCCUGGGCCUUUCGGCCGCCAAGGAACAAUCCCUAUUCACUCCCGAACCACCCAAAAAGCAACCGGUUGCGCCGAGCGUAACCGUAACUCCUACCUCAGCUCCCGUAAGCACCACACAUAAUCCCUCACAAAAACCGUUCACCAUUACCGUAACUUCUGUUCCUUCUACAGCUCCAUCUAGUCGCAGCAGCUCUCUCUCGCAGAACAUUUUGCCGUCUCUAUCUACUGCAGGAAAAGACAGUUUCUCCACGUUCCUGGCACAAGCCGAGCAACAGAAUUUGCUGUUGAAGAAACAGCAGCAACAACAGCAACAGCAACAACGGAAGAGUUACGAGGCGAUGAUUGCUGAUAUUGCAGGCAAAGACUCCUUCUCCUCGUUUUUGGCUCAAGCUGAAGAACAAAAUAUGUUGUUGAAGAAACAACAAGAACAACAGCAACAACAGCAGAGGAAGAGUUAUGAAGCGAUGAUAGCCGAUAUCGGUAAAGUAUCUGACUUCAGUUCAAAAGUUAAUUCUUAUUCCCACGAAGCCAAGGUCAACAAAUGGUUGGCAGAACAAAACGCUGCUUUGGCGGAACAACCGUUAUCCGCCGACUAUUUAGCUGCUAGAAGAAGAAGACCAAGAGUAGAUCCUACACUCUUGGACUGGAAGAAAUUGACAGGUGACGAGAAUGUGGCAGUUAUUCAUCGAGUGACCGGGAAAAAGUUAACAGGACCAAAGGCUCCAACUUUAAAGAGAUUAGGGCAAUGGCUUAUGGAGAAUCCUAUGUAUGAUAUAGAUCCGAAAUGGUCCGAGUUGGUGAAAGAACGUGGUAAUUUGAGUCACGAUCUACAAAAAAGGUUACCAGGUCAACCAAGCAAUAGCAGUAGCAGCGGUAGUGGCAGUAAAUCUAAAAGCAACGUACCUGGACGUCCACCUUUGUUAUCAAGUCCUACUGGAUCCACUUCCAGCGUCAGUUCUGCCAACUUAACAACAUCGUUACCGUCUAGCAUGUCGUUCCCAUCGUUGGGUACUUCAACUUUAGCAGGCCUUAACUCCAAUUUAUUAACAGGUCUGUCUGGUCUAGGACAAUUUGAUCCCAAGACAAAUCCGUUACUGAUGCCAUUUGCCGGAUUGCCCAAUAUGGGAGCAUUAGGCUCGAUGGGAGGUUUGGGAAAUCUCACUAAUAUGAAUCUAUUCGCAAACUUAGCAGGCUUGGGCCUGCCUGGCUUAGGAGCCAUGGACCCAUCGGCUCUGGCAGCAGCAGCCGCUGCUCCAGAAACGUCAAAGAACAUGUCAAAGUCAAGCAGCAGUUCUAGUAAAUCUAGUAAACCCCAAGACGCUCAUAACUCUAGUAAAUCUCAAUCUACCUCUAAUCUAGCCGCUACUACUACCAAUCCAUUCCCAUUUUUCUUUCCGAAUCCAAGCUUACUGUAUACGCCUCUCGGCUUAGGCGGCCUAAACCCAUUCACGUUACAACCGGGCAUGUCCGCUGCCUAUGACACGAUAGCACAACAAUGUGGAUUGUUGAAUGGCAAUUUGAACCCCGCAGCUUCGCCCAACAGUAGCUCGAAGUUGAAUAAAAUGCCGACUUCAAGACCACCCUCUGCAACAACUACCACAUCUUCAGGCCAAAGCGGUCAAAGCAGGCCAAGAUCGUCAAGUAGAGACGCACACCUUCAACAGCUACUCUUGCCACCCGAUACUCAAAUCCUGGAAAGCAUUUCUAAAGCAGCCAACAAUCUAGAUAUCACCCUUAAGCAAACGAAAACCGACAAGAAAGAAGACAAACGAAAAGCAUUGGAAAACUUGCGGGGAAUGUUACCAACUGACUUCUCGAGUUCCAUAAAAGAGAAAAAGACUGCGUUGCCAAACUUAUCUGACUUUACGAAGCUUUUAGAAGCUCAAGUGAGUCAGACCACCAAGAAAUCUCACGAACAGCAGAUGAAGGAGGCAUUAGAGCACUUCAGCCGGACGAAUAUCGAGCUGAUGGCGAAAGCUAUGAGUGAAGAACAGAAUAAGUUUCUCACAUCUACGUCGGUGGCUUCUGCCAAGAGACACAGAGAAUCAGAAAUUGUGGAAAAGCUGAGUGUACCAGAAGUAGAGCCAGAGCAUCCUCCACUCAAGAAGGCCAGAGAAGCAACUGAUAAGUCGCGAACUCCUACGCCUCUUCCGACUCCACCGACUCCAACCACAACGCCAACACCCAUGUCGACGCCCAGUGUCACGCCCACGAUGGUAGUACCAUCGUCUAUAGCUCCACCUCCUGUUCCCGUUCCUGUUCCUCCGGCGAUAACAAACGACCAGGAAGGAGUGGACAUCGAGGCGCUACUAACGCCUUCAACGGUUGUGAAAGCUUCGGCAAGUCCCCAGAAAGGGGAACAUGUCGAGAAAUCACCAGAGCCUAGAGCUGUGGAUCUCCAACAGGAAGCUGAAUCUGAACCGACUGGGCAUAAGGUUCCCCCUGAGACUGCUGACACUUCACGCAAGGAAGAUCAGUCCAAACCUGAAACCUCAGAGGAGUCCGAAACGCCUCCGAAGAAGAACGCAAAGCGAACAAGAGGCAAACGUAAAUCGGGGGAACUACCGAUCGAUCACGAAUCCGUGAUCGCGAAGAAGAAUCUACGUUCUAGUGCUAGUCGAUCUGCAGCCGCUGCGGCCGCCAGGCAAAAAAUGGAGGCUGAAAACGCGCAAAGGGAGAGUGAGAACAAUUCGUAAUUUAUUUUUGUUUUAUAAUUUUCGUGGAUUGGUUAGUGCUUGAACCAUUAGACAUGGCGAUGGGUAAGCUGUAUUCUAACGAUAUAAACUGACAGAAAGAAUGAAUAUUAUUAUUAAUUUAACCUAUUUAUUUUGGGUGUUCAGGUGGGUCUGAAAGUUCUUUUCGUUGCCCAAUUUUGAGGGUUGUACUUGAAGAAAAUGGAAAGAUCUGGUACUUAUGCAUAAUGUAUAGUUAAUUUAAUUGUUGCAGCGAGUAUAUAUGUUAAAGUUAGGUGCAUUAAUAUAUACCGAUGAUCAUUACGUGGAUGAGAUACCAGAUCACUUCGUUUUCUUCUUAAUUCUGGAAUUUCUGAUAUUAUGUUUACUUCGGAAUAAGUUUAAGUGAUAUUUUUUUAAUAUGUACAGUAAAACGUUAUAUUAUACAGCUUAUUGUGCCUAGUCGUCAAGAUGUUGUACAGUUUUGUGGGUAUUUGGUGAACUGUGAUACAACGUUCUUUGAACACUUCUAAAGUGAUUUUGUGGUGUAUAUUUGUCAUUAAAAACUUAUGAUUGUUAAAUAAUUACGCUUGAGAUAAAGAAAAAUCAUGUAUUCCCCAAUUUUAAUGAUAACAAUAUUUAGAUAAUAAUUACUGAAAAAUUUAGUAGGCUUAACGAUUGACAAGUAUUGUUAUGGAACUACCCAAUCAGGGAACGGUCUGACAGCGGCACUAAGCAAAAUAUGAUCAAUGUGGGGAAAAGGGAACAUCGUGCAUAGUAAAUCUUUAUCGGUAAUAUCAAAAUAUUUCCUUUACAGUGUAAUCUAAUCGAUAGUCAAUUUAAUCCCAGUGGUAAUAUAUGACUGUUGAUCAUGAAUUCAUAAAUACGAUACAAAACCUUAAGUGAGCUUUAGUGAUUUAGACACGUUUAAAGAUAAUCAGUUCUUCUUACCAUCCUCAUUUUUGAUUUCAUUAUAUCUAGACUUUUUUUAGAUCUCGAUAGCUUCUUGGAUAAUCUCUGGUUUGAUUUAAUGAAUUCGAACUGUACGUUUGCAAUUUUACAAAUAUCGGAUUUAAAGGCAAGACACUAAGUGAAAGUAAACAAUUUCAUAUUGAUAGCAUUUCUAACAUUGCCCAUUUCAAAUUGUCGUGUGUGGCGCCACAAGUCAUUUGUCAAACUGUCGUUCCUUAGACAUAAUAAACUUUUAAACAAUUUGAUUAUCUUCUUUUAGACAAUCGUGUAAAUAGGUAGUAUUUCUGCAGCAAUUUCUAGCCUGAGCGAGGGAUUGAAGAUUGAUGCCUGAUAAUGGUUUCUUUUCGUUUUUUAUUUAAAUUUUUGAGAAUUUAUAGAAUAUGUUAGUAAUAAAUACCAAAGACAACUAAAUAUAUUUGUUUCGUCAAUACAAAAUUGAUACAAUUCGUAUUUUUCUUAGUGUCACGACAAUAUAUUUGGAAUAAAAAGACUGCAAUGGCUGUAUCAUUGAAUAUGCACAAAUUGGUAAAUAUUCAACCUAAGGAAUGAAGACAUUGUAGUGUAAUUUUUAUAUGGGAACACAGUGUACUGUUCGCGUAUAUCAUUCAUGUUAUGAUUAGAUAGGUUGUUUUUUUUUUCAGUUCCAGUAUAUGUCAGCCUAAAGUGUUAUUUUUUAAAUUAAUAAUCAAACAUUCUUACUAGAAGAGUUCAAAUCUUAGAAAAUUUUGAAUGACGUAUCAUUUAAUGUCAUUCUGUCGAUUGUCAUACAAAUAGUAACAUAACCUAUCUUGAUAUAAUUCGAGUUUCUAACAAUUCGAGCAGUAGUGUCUGAAGAAAAAAAUUGUCCAAAUGGAUCUCUUAUAUUACAUUGUAAUUAAAAACAUAUUCCUAACAUAUCUAUUCAUUAAAACAAAUUUUAAAACAGUUUUAACAGCAGUAAACAGUUUUUCUACAAAAUAAAGAUCUUUUUUAAUAAAAUACUUAAUGAAAAAACAUCUGCAACUCGUUCACAACGAUGCACUCUUCGUACUUGUGGUGCCAUAUAUUAUCCCCUUUUUCCGGGUACCGAGAAUAUUCCGACAAGUACCGGGUCAUGUCAAAUCAAAAAGAGAAUUUAAGAGCAUGCAAGAUUAAUUGAAACUGUUUUUUUUUUUUUCAUAUUGGGUCUGCUGACUAAUUUGCACAUGUAGUUCACAAAUCACAUUCAUCAGUUCCACCGUAUAGUUUAUUAUCUCUCUCUCUCUCUCUUUCUUAUCUUCUGAUUCCUACAGUAUUAUUCAGUUGAUUUACUAUGUAAAUCAGUUCCUCGUGAUCAUUAAGGUUGCAACUUAAUGUCUGUAUAGUUUAUUAUUUCUGACACCGACCUCGAACGUUUUUUAUAGGCCAAAAAUUAUUACUUAUAGGGUACUUUAAUUAGUAUUUAGAGUACUGAGUAUUAUUGUCUAUUAGUACAUGUUAUAUUCUUCAAAAUUUCUUCCUCUAUCGUAUCAUAACAUGAGCAACCAAUCCAUCUAAGUUUCUUACGGUUUUUUUCAAAUAUAUCAUGGGCUAAUUAUUAUUAACUAGGAUAUUUUAAGCACAAAAACUCAGUCAUUGGGGUGUUUCUUUUUAUUCAAAGUCUGAAUGUUUUUGAGGCUCGAAUGUGUUUUGAGGGCGCUUCUAAGACUGCGUCACUAAACCAUUUUAUGUAUUUACAUUAUAGGUUAUCGGAAAAAAUAUUUCUCGACUUGGCGUUAAUACGUUGCCAUAUUACGAACGUAGAUACGUCAUAAAUUAAAAAGAUGAAAUCAAAAUUAUGUAGGUUAAAUGAAUGUAUCUGGAUAAAAAUGUGUUAGUGACUCGUUCGAUGAAUAUGUAGAAAAAUAUCUAGUAUUAGCCGUGUAUACUUUUCGUCAGAAAAUAAUGUUAGGUAAUUUUAUACCUGAAUAAUCCAAGAAGCGUUCUCUCUUUGUAGAAAUGUAACUGUAAUACUAGAGUGAGCAUAUCAAUUAUAUAAUCAUAUAAUAUCAACUCUUUUGAAGUAACAUAUAACGUAUUUUUAUGUCCACAGAUUUCUUGUUUAUUACUUUUCUCUUUAAAAUACGGAAAGAGGUUGACUUAAUUUGCAUAUAAAACAUUUUAAAUUGAAUUUAUUGAUUUUUUUUAUUAGUUAAUAAAUAAGCUUAACCUCUCGACGUUAUGCAAGAGCAGCAUGCAAGUAUAUGUGACGGUCAUUCGUAAAAUAAGGUUCCCAUGAAUUUUAAAAAUAAACCGCUUUAUUUUUGUUCUUAGUCGUAAACAUUAUUUUAAAACUUACGCUAUUUUUCUACAUAAUCGCCAUUUCUCUUUUUUUGAAGACGAUCUCUAAAUUUUCUAUCCCCAUGUUAUAUAAUUCUACCGCCAGUCCUUUGAAGAAACGAGUAGCCUCUUCCUUAACUUAAUCAUCGGUACUGCAGCGUAAGCCACCCAAGUGUUCUGUAACUUUGGGAAUAUUGUUCAGUUUGAUGUGACACGAGGUCGAAAGUUUUCAUAGAGAAGCCUCACACCAUUAGGUUCUGGAUCGCACGUCUCUGUCUUUUAAAUGUCUCUCAAUAUCUGUCACAAAAAUUCGAUUAACAGUAGACCCUUUCUGUCCCAAAAGACGGUGAUUGCCAUGACUUUCCUAACAGGCUACAUUUGUUUAUAGUUUUCGCUUCGGCUAUAUUGAGUGACAUCAUUAAAGCUGCUUGGUUUCAGGUAUAAAGUGAAACACUCAUGUUUCGUCGCCUGUGACAAUGGACUCCAAAAUUUAUUCCUUGUUGCCUUCACAUUGUCGCAAUAACUGCUAGACACACUCGACACAUUUCUGUUUGUGAUUUUCUGUAAGCAGUUGCGGUACCCACUGCGCACACAUUUUGUGAUAGCCUAAUUUUCCUGUUAAUAUCUUAUGAAUUGUGGUGUGGAAAGUCUCAGGAAUACGAAAAGCAAGGUCGUUAAUGGUGAACCUCAGUUCUUCAAGCGGUAUUCUUUUAAUUUGAAGGCAAUUUGAAAAUAAAAACCUUCCGCUCCGAUCUUCAUCGUAAAUUUUCGUUCGGCAUUUACUGAAUUCUCUACACAAUUUGAACAUUUUGAACAGAUAUGCACUUUUUUCCCAUAAGCUUCGAUUAAUUGAAGAUGAAUGUCAAUAGGUGAAAUCCGUUUUGCAGAUCACAGCACCAAUUUCGCAUCUGGCGGUAACAGUGAUCGGGACCUCCAUCUUCGGAGCUGCUAGGCCUGUACAGCGAGCAUGCUAAAUUUUAAGAAAUUUACUGGAAAUUAUAAUAAUUUUUAGACAUUUCACAGAAAGUUUUUGUCUCUUUUUAAUCAGAAUUCUUGUCAUUCUUCUUAUAAACACCUCUGUUUUAAUAAACAAACCUACGUAGCUAAUAAUAGACAGGGUACACCCUGUCUAUUAUUCCGAUUGCCGAUUCAGUGAGUUUGAGAAUAUUUUGACGACGAUUGCCGGAAACAUACAAUAUAAAAAAUCCUACCACUCAUUAUUAAUAACUAAAAUAAACUUAUUAUUGCAGACUUCUUUAAUUGAAAACAGAAGAAUAACCAUGAAUAAUGGAAGUGUAUAUUCAUUGAUGUUUAAAAACUUGUCAUUUGUAAAUACUAGUCUAUGAAUAACUAUAAAAUUUUAAAAAUACCUUACAUUUGUUUAAUUUCUUUAAUAAUUGAUUAAAUUUUGUUUUUUGAUAAACUGUAUGUGAAUAAUGUUUUACUUUUUUAAAAUUAAUACUGGCUAUGUACUCCUGCUUGGAUAUGUAUCUUACAGUUGAAAUUAAAAUUUGACCAAGUACAGUAAUUGAUAAAUUUACUGGGCAGUUGGGACUAAGUUGAGUGAGUAGAGUAUAAUUGUUUUUUACAUUCGUCAAAAUAAUAUUUCUAACAUACAAUUUGUAACAAUAGGAACAUUACAUUCUUGAUCUAUCGUUAAUAGUAAUUCAUUGUAAGUGAAACUUUCGAGUAGACCUAUUGCUCAAUCUGUUCCUUUGCGUUGUACAUAUAUUGAAACAGUCAUCCUAGAAUUACAGUUACAUUGAUGUCAUAUUAGAAAGAAAAACGAUAUUUUUAACUUUAUUCUGUUCAAUUCGCAAUGUGUAUAUAUAUAAAUAUGUAGGCAUUCAUUUUUUAAAUACGGUGUGAAGAGUGUAAAUAAAAAUCUAGUGUUUUUUUAUUUUCUUCUUUUUUCAAUGUACGUCUUGUAGUGGAGUCAUAU
Diabrotica balteata is the source of this 18911-nucleotide messenger RNA. Lineage: Eukaryota; Metazoa; Arthropoda; Insecta; Coleoptera; Chrysomelidae. The record is from the annotation of a GenBank genome assembly.